AUGAUGAACCGGAGAAUUGAUAGCCCGGAGGAGGAGCAGAUGAUCGGAGGGGUGCGUAAGCGGCGGCAAGGGCAGGCGAGCUACUCUGAACGCACCGGCAAAAAGCUGGAGAAGCAGAAGCACCUCUACCUGCUGAUCGAUGACUGGAGCAAAGGCUUCACCCUUCAUAAGAUUGACAAGGACACUAACUACUCUGACCUCCGGGAGCCUGGCGUUCUCCGGUUAAUCGCACCCGUGCCUCGUCGUUGCAUGACCUUCGCUGCCAUGGGCGGCAACAUCUUCAUCACCACUAACCCACCAGGGCCCGGGUGCAGAUGUUUUAAAAAUUCACGUCUUACGGAGACGGCCGGGCUGGCCGUCGGCCCUCCCCUCCCGGAACCACUGCUGUGUCACCAUAGGUGUGUUGCCACCACCGAUGCGCUGUAUGCAUUCCCAUGUUUCGUCCAAAACACGCAGCAGGACUUCUUCCAGGCCAUGUCGUUGGCACCAACGGAGAACGACGAUCCGUGGGCUCCAAGGCCGACCAUGGACUGGCGCUGGCAGAGCGUGCCCUCGCCGUGGCCGUUCACCAAGGAAGUCAUCGACUCGUACGCCUUGCACCCAGAUGGACGCACCAUCUUCCUAACGGCGCACAGCAAGUACGACGGCCCAAGCCCGUGCCCGUCGGCCAUGUCCACCUUCUCCUUCGACACCAAGGGCCAGCGGUGGAGGUCACAUGGGGAUUGGCCCUUGCCCUUCAGGGGCCAAGGCUACUUCGACAGCCAGCUCGAUGCAUGGGUUGGCCUCCAGAAGGAUGGCACCAUCUGCUCCUGCCAAGUUGCCUCCCGCACCAGCACAACCCAGUCGCAGCCGGACUGGAAGACGGUCAAGGAAAGGUUUUUCUCCAAGCCCCCUGACAGCAAGCGCCGACUGGCGGCGCCAAUGGACGCCACUCUCACACAUUUGGGCAACGCCCAGUUUUGCCUUGUGGAGUGUGCUACGCGAGGGAGUCGAGUACAAGGAUGCUUUUGGCGACCGUGA
Messenger RNA from Triticum turgidum subsp. durum (durum wheat), 1020 nucleotides. The record is from the annotation of a GenBank genome assembly. Lineage: Eukaryota; Viridiplantae; Streptophyta; Magnoliopsida; Poales; Poaceae.